Sorex araneus (European shrew) is the source of this 3727-nucleotide messenger RNA. RefSeq names its product BCAS3 microtubule associated cell migration factor (gene BCAS3). Gene Ontology annotation, molecular function: protein binding. Lineage: Eukaryota; Metazoa; Chordata; Mammalia; Eulipotyphla; Soricidae. The transcript has 27 exons. Gene Ontology annotation, cellular component: cytoplasm. Gene Ontology annotation, biological process: autophagy; response to starvation. The record is from RefSeq and is a predicted model, not a curated record. The coding region runs from base 149 to 2968 and encodes 939 amino acids.
UUUGCUUCUGGGAUUGGCUAGAAAGGUAGUUCCGCUGAGGCGUGGUAGGAAGUAGUAGCCGUCAAUCACGAGGGGAGACUCCAAACAGUGAGCCUAGAGCUGAAGAACAGCGUUUACCGGCGGGGCGGCCGGUUUUGUGAAUGAAGCUAUGGCUACAGAUUCUCCCAGAAGACCCAGUCGCUGUACUGGUGGAGUUGUGGUUCGCCCCCAGGCUGUCACGGAGCAGUCCUACAUGGAAAGUGUGGUGACUUUUCUUCAGGAUGUUGUGCCACAGGCUUACAGCGGAACUCCUUUAACAGAAGAAAAGGAGAAAAUAGUUUGGGUCAGAUUUGAAAAUGCAGAUUUAAAUGAUACGUCGAGAAACCUAGAAUUUCACGAAAUACAUAGCACUGGGAAUGAGCCACCGCUGCUGGUUAUGAUCGGCUAUAGUGAUGGAAUGCAGGUCUGGAGCAUCCCUAUCAGUGGGGAAGCACAGGAGCUCUUUUCUGUUCGACAUGGCCCAAUUCGAGCGGCUCGAAUCUUGCCUGCUCCGCAGUUUGGUGCUCAAAAAUGUGACAACUUUGCUGAAAAAAGACCCCUCCUUGGUAUUUGUAAGAGCACUGGAUCUUCUGGCACAAGCCCACCGUACUGUUGUGUGGAUCUGUAUUCGCUUCGUACUGGGGAAAUGGUCAAGUCCAUUCAGUUUAAAACACCUAUCUAUGACCUCCACUGCAACAAACGGAUCCUCGUUGUAGUCUUGCAGGAGAAAAUCGCUGCUUUUGACAGCUGUACUUUCACAAAGAAAUUUUUUGUCACAAGCUGCUACCCUUGUCCAGGGCCCAACAUGAAUCCUAUUGCUCUUGGGAGUCGCUGGCUUGCUUAUGCAGAAAACAAGCUGAUUCGAUGUCACCAGUCCCGUGGUGGAGCCUGUGGAGACAACAUUCAGUCUUACACUGCCACAGUCAUUAGUGCUGCUAAAACCCUGAAAACUGGCCUGACAAUGGUUGGGAAAGUGGUGACUCAGCUGACAGGUACCCUGCCUUCAGGUGUUAUCGAAGAUGAUGUUGCCAUCCAUAGUAACUCAAGGCGGAGUCCUUUGGUCCCAGGCAUCAUCACAGUUAUUGAUACUGAAACAGUUGGAGAAGGUCAGGUACUUGUGAGUGAGGAUUCUGACAGUGAUGGCAUCGUGGCCCACUUCCCUGCUCACGAGAAACCAGUGUGCUGUAUGGCUUUUAAUACAAGUGGAAUGCUUCUAGUCACAACAGACACCCUUGGCCAUGACUUUCAUGUCUUCCAAAUUCUGACACAUCCUUGGUCCUCGUCACAAAGUGCUGUCCAUCACCUCUACACUCUUCACAGGGGAGAAACUGAAGCCAAAGUACAAGACAUCUGCUUCAGCCAUGACUGUCGCUGGGUUGUGGUCAGCACACUCCGAGGCACGUCCCAUGUUUUCCCCAUCAACCCUUAUGGUGGCCAGCCUUGUGUUCGAACACAUAUGUCACCCCGAGUUGUGAAUCGGAUGAGCCGUUUCCAGAAAAGUGCUGGUCUAGAAGAGAUAGAACAAGAGCUGACAUCGAAGCAGGGGGGUCGCUGUAGCCCCGUGCCUGGUCUAUCAAGCAGCCCUUCUGGCUCGCCUCUACAUGGAAAACUAAACAGUCAAGAUUCCUACAAUAAUUUUGCCAACAACAACCCUGGCAACCCUCGGCUUUCUCCCCUCCCCAGCUUGAUGGUAUUGAUGCCUCUUGCUCAAAUCAAGCAGCCAAUGACAUUGGGGACCAUCACUAAACGAACAGGGCCUUAUCUGUUUGGAGCGGGGUGUUUUUCCAUAAAAGCUCCAUGCAAAGUUAAACCACCUCCACAAAUUUCACCUAGCAAAUCUAUGGGCGGAGAAUUCUGUGUGGCUGCAGUUUUUGGAACAUCCAGAUCAUGGUUUGCAAAUAAUGCAGGUCUGAAAAGAGAAAAAGAUCAGUCCAAACAAGUUGUAGUUGAGUCUCUCUACAUUAUUAGCUGCUAUGGGACCUUGGUGGAACACAUGAUGGAGCCACGGCCACUCAGCACCGCCCCCAAGAUUAGUGAUGACACCCCAUUGGAAAUGAUGACAUCCCCCCGCGCCACCUGGACUUUGGUUAGAACUCCUCAAUGGAAUGAAUUGCAGCCACCAUUUAAUGCAAAUCACCCUCUGCUCCUUGCUGCUGAUGCAGUACAGUAUUACCAGUUCCUGCUUGCUGGCCUGGCUCCACCUGGAAGUCCAGGGCCCAUUACUCGACAUGGGUCCUAUGACAGUUUAGCCUCUGACCACAGUGGGCAAGAAGAUGAAGAAUGGCUUUCUCAGGUAGAAAUUGUAACUCACACUGGACCCCACAGACGUCUCUGGAUGGGUCCCCAGUUCCAGUUCAAAACCAUCCAUCCCUCAGGCCAAACCACAGUCAUAUCAUCCAGUUCAUCUGUGUUGCAGUCUCACGGUCCAAGUGAUACUCCACAACCCCUUUUGGAUUUUGAUACAGAUGAUCUUGAUCUCAACAGUCUCAGGAUCCAGCCAGUCCGCUCUGACCCAGUCAGCAUGCCAGGGUCAUCCCGUCCCGUCUCUGAUCGAAGGGGAGUUUCUACCAUGAUUGAUGCUGCCUCAGGUACCUUUGACCGGAGCGUGACCCUGCUGGAGGUGUGUGGGAGCUGGCCCGAGGGCUUCGGGCUGCGGCAUAUGUCCUCCAUGGAGCACACCGAGGAGGGCCUUCGGGAGCGGCUCGCCGACGCCAUGGCCGAGUCGCCCAGCCGGGACGUAGUGGGCUCCGGAACAGACACAGCCCUUGAUGUAGCCGUUAAAACCGUCACCCCUGAGAGACACAUGGCUGUGAAGUGUGUGGGGAAAAAAAAAGGAAAAAAAAAACAAUGCCAACAACCCAGCGCCCGUGAGCAACCCAACAGUAACAAAGCGUGUGCUCGGGAUGGAGGAAGAGCUGCAGCGCGAGGGAAGCAUCGAGACUCUGAGUAACAGCUCAGGUUCCACCAGCGGCAGCAUCCCCAGAAACUUCGAUGGCUACCGCUCCCCGCUGCCCACCAACGAGAGUCAGCCCCUCAGCCUCUUCCCAACUGGCUUCCCGUAGCGGCCAGCGUCCUGCUCCAGCCUGGCUGGCUGCCCCUCUGCUGCAGGGAGCGGGGAGCACCCCAGCAUUCAGUCUCUGCUCCUCUUGCGCCCACCACCUUCCCCAAGCUUCGUGCCAGCCGCCACCCGCCCUCCCUGGACUGAGAAGAGACACUUCUCCAAAGCUCCCUGUGGCCCUCUGACCUGUCCCCACCCAUCAGCGGGGGGCUGCGGCCCAGAGACUCUGCAGAUGCUCCGUCCCCUCCUCGUUUGCACAUGAUGUCCUGCAUUUGGAUCCGCUUUUGUAUUUUCUAACCAUACCCACAGGGGUCCUGCGGGGGGGGGGAGGUUGGGGGGUGUGGAGAGGGUGGCUGGCUGGGCCAAGCAUUUUGACCCUGAGUGGACACCCCAGCCCAUCCCUCCUGGCUGUGCACACACUGCCCAGCUUCCCUUGGCCAGUCUCCCUCUGGCAUGGGGUAAACAGAGGCCAGAGUAUUAGGGAAGGAGGAAGGAAGAAACCCGCCUUCCUUUCUUUCCCGUUGGCUCAUAGAAAGGAUCUUUCUCUCUGUAAGCCCUUUUACCCUGGUCCUGUACAGAAACUAUGGUGACUGAGGCCCUGUCAAAAAAGUGCACGUCUUGUCCAAUAAAUCACGCUGCGAUUGGUGUCCA